AUGGAUACACACCUCAGCGAGAAGGGCGCCGCCGCCGCAGCCACGACGACGACGACGACGACAUCCAACGCCUCCAUGACCACUCUCGCCAAGACCGUCUCGGCCUCGUCCCAGCAGCAGGCCAACAUCGAGUCCCUGCCGGCGUACGUGAUGGAAUGGAGCCCGCAGCAGCGCAGGGUGCGGUUCCUGCGCACGACGGACGACCUGGCGACGGAGCUCAGCCCGGCCAACUGCGAGCGCCUCAACGACUCGCUCAAGCGCCUGUUCGUCGUCCACGGCAGCCCGCAGCAGUACGUGGGCCCGCUGCAGCGCGCCCUCGCCAUCGACCCGCUCUUCAUCAGGGCGCACGCCCGGCGCCGCCGGUACUCGCCCGUCCACCGCCGGCCCGGGGACCGCUGGGCCUGCUUUGAGUACCCUGAGCUGUGCUCGUAUGGCAAGACUGAUGGGCAGGACGCUGAGGCGGAGGCUGGGGCGCAGAUGGAGUUGCCUGCGUAUCCGCUCUCCGAUGGGAGCGCUGAUGCUGUUAUGUUCUGUCGGGCGUCACUGUGGCUCAAUGGGGAGAAUGAUGGUGUCCUGUUCCUCGAGGACCCCCCAUGGGCAGGCACAUCGCCCCUCAUGCGCAAGCAGACGACAAUGGUCGCCCUGCACGCAGCAGCAACGGACAACACCGGCAGCCGGGAUGACGAGAGCGUGGACGAGCACCACGCGAGCCUCGAGAUCAUCCUGCAGGAGGCCCUCCGGGACCCGGAGCACAUGCGCCACGGGAUCCGCGCCCUGCUGUCGGAGCUCCUGGCCGUCGAGCACAACCUCAACGUCACGCGGUACCUCACGAGGUGGCGCAUGCCGAUGCCCAUCACGGCCACCGAGUGGGAGGGCCUGCUGGACCGCAACGCGCGGCGCGUCGACCUUGCCACCGUCGCGGCGGGAGGGGCGCGCGCCAUCGCCGAGGAGUUCCGCUCCAUCCAGGCGGGGAGUAACCCCAAGAGGGCGCUCGCGCCGGGCGAGAAGGACGAGAACUCGCGGGGGCUGGACAGGAUCUCGUACCUUGGUGGCAUCCUGCUGCCCUUCACCAUCGUGCCGUCCAUCCUGUCCAUGGGCGACCCGUUCGGUCCCACGGGUGGCAUGUUCUGGGUAUUUUGGGUCGUGUGCGCGCCGCUGACUGUCCUCGCCCUGCUGUUCAUCUACGCCGACUCUAUCCGCAAGGCUACCGUCUGGAUCGAGGUCGCUGCGGACGAGGCCAAGAUGGAGGAGCAGGCGGGUCAGUCGACUGGGGUCGUCGAGGAUGAUGGCACUGUUGAGCCGAAGCCCCUGCUCGGUAGUAGUGGCACGGCCAGGCCUGAUGACGUUAUGGAAGAGGGCGUCGAGACCUUCCCCACGGUGGUCAUCCGGAAGCCACAGGAUGGCCGGCCAGCCAGGGCUUACAAGAGGCAGGAGCUGGGGUGGACCGGUGCCAUGAAGAGCAUGGUUGGGUACGGGUACAAUGAUCGGUUGCAAGAGCCUGUGCCCGUUGAAAGUGUGAGAAGGCCGAGUACGAACCUGCGGCGGCCCAUGAACAGGACCUAUACUGGCCAGUCCCGGGGUUAUGCUUAG
This is a messenger RNA of Diaporthe citri, 1590 nucleotides long. RefSeq lists its product as uncharacterized. Lineage: Eukaryota; Fungi; Ascomycota; Sordariomycetes; Diaporthales; Diaporthaceae. The record is from RefSeq and is a predicted model, not a curated record. Bases 1 to 1590 code for a protein of 529 amino acids. The transcript has 3 exons.